UCUGACAGGCAGCCUUUGCAAUGAUGAGACCGGCUGAUGAUCUCAUGAGGCGUGUCCAUUUUGCUAUGACUAUGGAGCUACCUGAUAGGCCAGUCGGUAGAUUCUACCACGCAUAAUUUUUAAUUUAUUGAAUGCAUUGCGCUACAUUCAUUGGGGAAUUAGGCAAAACAGCGUAUAUUUUCUUCAUUUCUAGUACAUUUGAAAUUCCUCCUGAAUUAAUCAUUCAGUAGGAAAGGAGUAUUUAUAAACUGAGAUUUAAUUCUUCUUGUCAUUUCUGUUGCUGUAGCAGUUGUAGUAACAGACAGCUGCUAUAUUUAAUUAGUAUUAAACUUUAAAUAUGUUGGGUAUUGGUUUUGUGAAACCAGCUCGUGUUAUGAAUUCAACUUCAAUUGCCCAACAUAAAACAUCGGCAAAGCAACAGGCAUCUAAAGAGAUUGUUUACCAAAAAUCUAGCGAGAUGUCCACGGAUGAAAAUGCAGUUUAUGGUGAUAAAUCUGUUGAUGAUGAAGUGUUGCAACGAAGACGAAUUGCAAACGAGAUGUUUAAGCACACCGAGGAUAUAUAUGGUACCAGAUUGAAGAACGGUAUUCGAUUAAGUAGCAGUUCUAAAGAUGAGUUUCAUCACACUCGACCAUGUACUGAAGACUUAUAUGGAACGAUAAAGAAUGCUAGAACCAAUGCUAACAAUGAGGGAUUCUUAAAAAGCAGCCCGGCUCUAGAUGAGUUGUAUGAGAGGCAGUCAAAACCAGGCAACAACUAUGAUCAUAACCUUGUGGAGGAUAUAUACGCCAGUAUACCGAGGCCUAUACUUAGGCCCGAUGAUGAAAUUACUGCUGAGGUUCCGCAAGGCAUAGACAUGUCGUACCAGGACUUACAACAAAUGGCCAAUCGGCAACAGCAACAGAUUGAAAGCCAGCAACAAGCACUAGCAGCUAAACAACAAAGGUUAAAAUUUCUCAAACAACAGGAAAAGAAACAUCAGCAUGUUAGCUCAGAAAAUGACCGUAUGCGCAAACUACGAGAACGGACAGAGAUGCAGGAGCAGAAAAUCCGCAAACUUCACGCACUGCGAGGUCAAGUUGAGACGACGAAAACAACUAAUAAUAAUUUAUCCUCGGAGCUGGAAGAGGUACGUUCCCUGUUUGCCGAGAAAGAGAAAGAGCUUGCUCUUGCAGUUUCUAAAGUUGAAGAUUUGACGAGGCAGUUGGAGGAUAUGCGUACCGGGAACAUUAACGUCAUCAAUGGUAAUAGUAGCAAUCCUUUGCAAUCAGUGGAAUUGGACCGUCUGAGGAAGGAUCUUCUGUUACGGAAUAAACUUAAUGAGGAACAGAGCACCAAGGUAGAACAUCAAAAGAGCUAUGUGCGAUCCCGAAAAGAGGAAAUGGCGGUAGUUGACAAGCGCAUCGCAGAGUUAACUGAAAGGUUGCGCAAGAAACGAGGCAUGCAACAGUCAAUUAGUCCAUAUUCUACUAACAACAACAACAUUAGAACUCUACCAAAUGGGUUACCAACCACUAACGGUAUGUACCAUACCAAUGGAAUUAGUCAAAACUACCUCAAUGGUAGGAAGCCAAACGGCUCAGAUACACGAGGAUACCCAUCACAAAAUGGCCAAUAUUACCAACAGCAAAAACAUUAUCAAAUGAUGAAUGGAAGAGCUCCUGUUGGUCAACCAUACUAUGGUCAAGGUUCUCCACAUUCAGGAUCUGCUAAUGCAUCACCGGCUGAAAGUCCCAUAUCUCAAAGUUCUCCCUUUCCAAACCAAUCAGCUGUUCCUGGUGUCAGAGGUCAACCAGAAGGUGUGAAUGAAAACAGCGGGAGUGAUACAUCAUCACUUACCGAAAAUUCUAGUAUAGACAGUGCUAGUGGCUUAGGCCUGACCAGUCUGCCGAACCGUGCAAAGACCACUGAAGCAAGGACUGAUGUACCACAAGGCGAGUACAAAAAUCGGCAAGAGGCGGAUGGGCGUCCAUUGCGCACUCUACCUGGAUCAAACUUACCCCCUGCCGCGAGAACAAGUCCGACUGAGAGAGGAAACACAGCUCCAAAUAGGAAACCGAAACCUCCACCGAUUGCCGCUAAGCCUAGUAUAGACCAAAAGAAGCAGGCCCCCAAAGUACCUCAAAAGAGCCCAAGUACCAAGCUGACUUAUGAUCCUAAGGCUGCUAAAUCACAAAAUAACAAGCCAGCAAUUUCAGGACCAGUGAAACCAACUGUACCAUAUAGCCAAAUGCAAGGUUCAUCAAAACAAGAAAAUACUGUAGUAUAUUCACAAGGUGGUAAACCCCCAUCUCCAUCAGUCAAACAUAGGCAAAAUGUAGCUUAUCCCCAAGUCAGUUCUUCACACCAAACUGUACCAAUGAGCUCCAGUAGUUACUACAACUCUAGGCCAGCAAGUCAGUCUGGUUCACCAUUCUACACUGAAGCCAAUACAGCUGUCGAUGGUCACAGAAUAACUGCCAUUCACAAACGAACUGAUGCCACAGUGGGUGUUGGUGUAUAUCCUGCUCCUCCAGAAUUCCAAGACAAUAACGCUGAUUAUGAUCAACCCCCUGUAGAUAAUCAAGGUCGCCAACUACCACUCCAGGGAAGAAACAUGUUCCCCCACCAAGGUUAUUACCACCCUUACCCAGGAACAUUAGAAGAGCGUGAGGAGAUCUCCGAUGAUAGUGAUGCUCCUCAUGCUUACCCUGGAGGGAUGAACUACAAUGCUGGACCUGUUCACAGCAGGGUAGAAUUGGAAAAACUGCACAUGAUGCCGCGACCACUCAAGAAGAGGUUCUCGUAUUCAGAGGAUAAGGAGUCCUACCCAUUUCUUAACAAGUAUUCUAAUACAUUUUACCAACCAGAAAGUCAACCGGCUGUUGCCUUCGAUAACAGCAACCCUGCAGAUGCCCUAAGGAAGAUUAUGCUGAAUCAAGGAGUCUCUAGACAAGAGUUGGAAUCUAUGAAAAAGAAUGCAGACUCUAGUAAGUUUUCCACAGCACCACAGCCCUCUCAACCUCUACCAGCAGACUCAAAUGCUGGUGUUCCAGACAGAACCAAACCAGUUGCAACCAGUAACUUUAAAGAGACAUCAUUGAAUGAUGUCAAACCUGCUACUAAGCCACCUUCACCAAAACCAGUUGAAAAGAAAGAGAACAACAAGCCAUACACACCUGCAUUUUCUCAGUCAGCCAACUCAAAUGGUUUUGAGGCUCUCAAGAAGUUCCCCACUAAAAGCAAUGUGAUUAAGAAAGGCUACUUGAAGAAGCUACAGAGAGUUCGUUUUGAUCCGUUGGCAUUACUACUGGAUGCAUCACUGGAAGGAGAAUACGAUCUUGUCAGACGCAUCAUGCCUGAUGUACCAAAUCCAAGUGCAGCAAAUGAUGAAGGAAUCACAGCGGUGCAUAAUGCGAUCUGCGCUGGUCAUUUUGAGAUUGUCAACUUCCUGCUGGACUGGGGCUGCGAUGUCAAUGCAGCUGACAGUGAUGGAUGGACACCGUUACAUUGUGCGGCUUCAUGCAACAGCCGUGAAAUGGUUCAACUGUUAGUAGAGAAAGGUGCGAGUAUAUUUGCCACUACCAUUAGUGAUAAAGAAACUGCAGCUCAAAAGUGUGAAGAAGGUGAGGAUGGGUAUCUGGACUGCUCACAAUAUUUAUAUGGUGUUCAGAAUGAUCUUGGAGAAAUUAAUAGUACAAUAAGUUUUGCAGUUUACGACUAUGAAGCAACAGGCAGUGAUGAGUUAAGUUUCGAAAGCGGGGAUGAAUUCCAUAUUAUUAGACGAGGUGAUGCUGAUGAAUCAGAAUGGUGGUGGGCUAGGAAACUGAGCAGCAACUCCGAGGGCUACGUGCCAAGAAAUUUCUUAGGGAUGUAUCCAAGAGUAAUGCCAAAUGAGAAUGAGCUAAUUACUCGUGGCUAGGAUCUUGAAUGUUCUCCAUUGGAAACUUCUAUGCAAAAUGGAAAUUGGGAAUGAGAUGGAACUUAAUGGGUAUUGGAAAUGAGAUAGAAUAUAUUGACACUGGGAAUGAGAUGGAACUUAAUUGACACUGGGAGUGAGAUGGAAAUGAUAAAAAAAACGGAGCAAGCAUCAAGAUUUUCUCACAGGAAUUACUAUUACAAUAAUGCCACCUUGAUAAAGAUGCCUUUACUUAGUGAUAAUUAAUUUGGGUACUUAGCUUCUAUUCACAAUGAAAAUUACAGGUGUUAGCAAAUACUUGCUUGUUGGUUGCUAAUUUUAUCAUUUUUAGCAUUAAAAUCUCAGCACCUAUAUUGUUAAGCUUAAAAUGAUUAACUUUGCAAAGUAAUUGAUUUAAUCUAUAUAAUAUAGUCAAAUUGCUUACAGAAGAAUAUAAAUUGUUUUAAUAUUGAUUAUAUUAUUAUUGAUGCUAAGAGUAUCUAUGGUUAAUUGAGCAUAACAAUGUAAUUGUACAGCCAGUCUCUCUACAGUAAACUAUACAAGAGAAUAUAGCCCUACUACAUAUUGUAAUAAAAUAUUAGUACAGAUCUAGCUCCCUCUACAGUUCAUUUGCAAAGCAAUAGAUAGGAUAAAAUAUAUCAAGAUUGGGCUUAGUUAUAUAUUCUAUAACCAGCUGGUUGUUAUAGCAAUAGGCCUACAUUAGAUGAUAGCCAUAAAUGUAGUUUUAAUUACUUUAUUUCUUCCAUUAUGUAAAUUACAAAGGAUAAUCUGUACUAACUACCAUUGUCAUUGUUAAUAAAUAAAAUUUUGAGUGAUUAAAGUUCCCUUUAAAUGAAGAAUGAUAUAAUUUAAAUAUUUCCAAUGAAAUAAAACAAUAUUAAGAUAUAAAUGAUAGUUACCGGUAGUUUGUUUUCAUUUUCUUUCCUACAAAUUAUAAAUGAAUUACCGAAUGUACAAAUAAGGAAGUAUGUUAGGUCACAUUAUAUUAAAUAAUCUAUUUCACAGAUGAUAAUUUUAUUCUAACACAAUAUAUUAGCUUUACGAUAUAAUUCACCAAAUAUUGAGUGCAACAAAUGUAUAUUUUACGGUUCAGGUUUCGAGAAGGCUUUGUUAUACAAGUCUUAGAUAUAUGGUAUAGAGGAGAAAAGAGUAAAAGAAAGAAUAUAAUACAAGAAAGCAGAAGUUCCUUGCACCUUGAUUAAAUGGAGGAUAUGAUUUAAAAUAAAUACAGUAUAUGUAAUGAUUUUUUUGUUUUUAUGGACAUAUUAUUUUCAUAAUCAAUUAUCAGUUUCUGUCAGUAUAUUAUAUUACUGACUAAUAUUAUCUAGUAUUGUUAAAGGCUUACCUACCUUACCUGUAUAUUAUAAUUUUCCUUUAAACAGAUAACAUAUAAUUUGUAUGUUUUUACACUUGGGACCUAUAUGGCAGAAGACCCCAGUAUACACCAAUGUGUAGAAAUAUGGCUUGUGUAGAAACCUCUAUAUUUUUGCAUUUGUGGUGCUGUUAAUGCUUAAAUUUUGGUAGGAAUGCAGCAGCACAGGCAGUCUAAUGUGUUUAAAAUUAGAAUUAUUUCUACCGUUUUAUUUCGUUUUUCUUUUUGUGUUUGUUUAUAAAGAUGACUACCAGAUGGUGGAUAAUUGUUUGCAUAACUGUUAAAAAGAAGUAGAUUCCAAUUGUAGUGUAAACAAUGAUGUAUUAAUAUGUAGUUGAUUAUAGUGUUUUUAUUAAAUGCAUUAUAUGUAGACUAAA
Messenger RNA from Anneissia japonica, 5647 nucleotides. Its product is annotated as apoptosis-stimulating of p53 protein 1-like. Gene Ontology annotation, cellular component: nucleus. Bases 338 to 3901 code for a protein of 1187 amino acids. Gene Ontology annotation, molecular function: p53 binding. The record is from RefSeq and is a predicted model, not a curated record. Gene Ontology annotation, biological process: regulation of apoptotic process. Lineage: Eukaryota; Metazoa; Echinodermata; Crinoidea; Comatulida; Comatulidae. The transcript is spliced from 9 exons.